CCCAGAAUGGAACAGAACCCACCAAAGCAAAGAAAUUCUAGAACACAGUCUCAGCAUGAUAUAUGUAGAAGUAACCUUAAAUUGUAGACAGACAGAGACUAGUCGACAGAGCAGGAGCGUUGGACCUACAAGAAACUCGACCUCUCGACAAACUGAAAACCGACUGACAUAAAAUUCAGUUUUAUUGGCAAAUCUUAGCGAUAAAGAAAACCAGUUCAUGAUGGAACGGACUUCAGAUUUGUUUAGUUGCGAAGAAGGAGACCCGUUCUACAGGAAAUAUGAAGUGCUGACACUUCUGAGACAGGGACGCUAUGGAACGAUGUACAAAUGUUUCAACAAGGACACCAAGGAGACUUGUGCAGUGAAGUUCCGUAAACGAUUCAGCGCACCCACCAAUGAAUUGGAAAUACUGAAAUACAUGCAGACGAAGAACCUGGAUGAGUGCAAUAUCGUCAGGUUCAUUGAGUCACACAAAAUAUGGCAGGGCACAUGUGCUAUUGUCUAUGAGACGCUGGAUGUGACUCUGAGUGACUGCAUACAAGACUGUAGGCCCCUGAAUUUACGUGAUGUCAGGAGUGUGGUCCAACAGCUGGCCACAGCAUUAAAUGCCCUGAAGGCCAUGGAACUCAUCCACGCAAAUAUUAAGUUAUCCAACAUCAUGGUGGUGGAUCGAACAGCGCAGCCCCUCAGGGUGAAGCUCAUCGACUUCACAUUGGCUUUUCCAACUUGUAGGGCUGAUGAGGAGAGGAACAAGACUCAUCAAGCUAUGGGCUACAGGGCUCCAGAAAUUUUUUUGGGAUUGCCGUUUUCAGAGGCCAUUGACAUGUGGUCUUUAGGAGCUGUGAUGUUGGCACUGGUUUGUGGUUAUGGGCCCCUCUGGACAUCAAGUAAAUAUGAAACAAUCAGACGGAUAGUGGAAUGGCUGGGUGCACCUCCAGACCAUCUUUUGGACGUUGGCAUGAAGACGGAAAAAUACUUUUUAAGAGAAGACUCUGGCCACUGGAGAUUGAAGACACAUUAUGAGCACUGCAUAGAAGUCAUAGUUCCCAAGAUCUGCGUGCUGUUGAAUUCCCAGGAUGGACGCCAUUUGGAAAACUUGCUACAGAAGAACAUAAAUACGGUGGAGGAGGAUGAAAAGAGUCAAUGCAUCGACCUGGUGAAGGCAAUGCUUCGGGUGGAUCCCAAUGAAAGGAUCACCCCCACUGAUGUCCUUGCCCAUCCGUUUAUAACAAGGGGCACCCUCCACAUAGGAAGGAAAGAGGAAGGAAGAGAAAACGUGGAAGAGGAAUCGGAGUCCAAAACCUUGACAACUGGACCCUUUGAAAUACCUCCUGGUGUCAUACUUGUCAAGCCAUCACCAACAACUUGUAUCCUGACUUUAGACGGAUUGGAGUCCAAGACUUUCACAAAUGAGACCCCUGGGACACCUUCAGCACCACCAAGUGUUCCCUUCGUCCAGGCUCCAUGUGAAUCCUCUGGAGCACCGUCAGCAUAUGAAGAAUGCUCAAGUGUCACCAGUGGAUUUCAUGGAUCAGCGUCAGAGACAUCACCCCCAGGUGUGAGCUUGGUGCAGCCUGCACCAGCUGAAUGCUGCCUGCAGGGGGAAGAGGACAGCAGGCAGAGUGAUUCUUGCCCGGUGGACUGUCUGGAGAACGUCUCUGAAAAUGGACCAGUGGAGCCCUCUAGCCUUUUAGCGACGGACUGUAACGUCGAACAGGAACUCACUGCCACAACAUCUGACGACACAGCGCCUGAAGAGACGCAGCAGAAGAAGAAGAAGAAGAAGAAGAGGAAAAACUGCUUCAAGCGCUUCUUAGCCUGGACUAAGAGGACAUUCUGCUGCUGUCUGACUGUCAACAUUGAAGAGGACUGAAUUAUGCUAUGAAGGUUUUCCAGCACAACACCUUGCUGGAUGGAUUUCACACAGGAAAUGUACGGAGUAUGCAUGUGAUAUGGUACGCUCUGUUGAUAGACCUGUGGGAAAUCAGUGUCAGCUGUCUGGUGUUGUGCUGUAAAAACUUGGGUAACACUUUACUUGAAGGAGUGUGCAUAAGACUGACAUGACAGCAUCAUGAACAUGAAGGAGUCUUUCUGUCAAAUAUGUCAUUGUGAAUGUGAAAUGAAUUGUUUUAAAUGUCUCUGUUGUGACAACUUGACAUUAAACAAAACUUUGCAUUCAAAAUGACAUAACUGACCAAAUGACACUCAGUGAUGAGGUUGUAGGUCAUGGUUAUGUUGGUGUCAUGUCAGUCUUAUGCACACCUCUUCAAGUAAAGUGGUACCAAACCUUCAUAGUCAUUGAGGGCAGCACGGUGGUUCAGUGUUCAGCACUGUGGCCUCACAGAGAGCUCCUGACAUCUGUUCUCUCUGUGUGGAGUUUGCAUGCUCUCCCCGUGUCAGCGUGGGUUUUCUCCGGGUGAUCCGGUUUCCUCCCACUGUCCACAAAACAUGCAGAUUAAUUGGUGACUACAAAUUGACACUUAAUUCGAUCUAAUUUGGCAAAAUCUAAUCAAUCGAUCAAUAAACAAUUAGAGAUAAAAUUACA
Molecule: messenger RNA, 2545 nt
Organism: Epinephelus moara (kelp grouper)
Lineage: Eukaryota; Metazoa; Chordata; Actinopteri; Perciformes; Serranidae
Product: homeodomain-interacting protein kinase 2-like
Exons: 13
Coding region: 218-1873 (551 amino acids)
Biological process (GO): peptidyl-serine phosphorylation; intrinsic apoptotic signaling pathway in response to DNA damage by p53 class mediator; smoothened signaling pathway
Cellular component (GO): cytoplasm; PML body; nucleus
Molecular function (GO): ATP binding; protein serine/threonine kinase activity; transcription corepressor activity
Source: RefSeq, a predicted model, not a curated record